This is a messenger RNA of Trichoderma aggressivum f. europaeum, 375 nucleotides long. RefSeq lists its product as uncharacterized. The transcript has 2 exons. The record is from RefSeq and is a predicted model, not a curated record. The coding region runs from base 1 to 375 and encodes 124 amino acids. Lineage: Eukaryota; Fungi; Ascomycota; Sordariomycetes; Hypocreales; Hypocreaceae.
AUGAUGGAAAAUCUAACCAUUUCCGACGCCCCUCCUGGGGCUCCGGCCUCGCAACCCUUUGCCCAGCUGCCGCCGCAGAUGUUUACGACUGCCGCGCAGCUGUUGGAUCUCACCGAUAAGUAUCCUUACGGCUACUUUGCCGAUAUAACGCACGGCAUCUUCCUCGUGCGAGGCGAGAACGUCUUGCUCCUGGGGGAGAUUGACCUGGACAAGGACGACGAUGCGCCGCCGGGAUAUGAGCUCGCCGAGGUGGAGGUGGUGAAGAAGCUCGCCGAGGCGAAGAAGACGGCGGACAAGGCCAAGGAGAAGGCGCGGUUGAAAAAGCUCGUCCGGAUUGGGUUUGAGGGCGAGAAUUUGGGAGAUAUUUUCUUUUAA